CUGUCUCCCUCUUUAGCCAAACAAGAAAAAAGCUACCAAGAAAACGACGCCGUGGGAGAAGCAAUCACAGUUGAGAAUCCAAAAAUCUAGGGUUUCUUCCACAUCCGAUGGAGACAACGGUGGCGUCGAGCGGCGGUGGCGGUGCAACUGGGAACCUCGAUGAGCAAAUUGCUCAGCUCAUGCAAUGCAAACCCUUGUCCGAACAAGAGGUACGGGUGUUAUGUGAGAAAGCUAAGGAGAUUCUAAUGGACGAGAGCAAUGUGCAGCCUGUAAGAAGCCCAGUGACCAUAUGUGGUGAUAUUCAUGGGCAAUUCCAUGAUCUUGCAGAGCUUUUUCGGAUCGGUGGGAAGUGUCCAGACACAAAUUAUUUGUUCAUGGGAGAUUAUGUUGAUCGAGGAUACUACUCUGUUGAGACAGUAACGCUAUUGGUGGCUCUCAAGGUGCGUUAUCCUCAGCGAAUUACGAUUCUACGAGGAAAUCAUGAAAGUCGCCAGAUUACUCAGGUUUAUGGGUUUUAUGAUGAAUGCCUAAGAAAGUAUGGCAAUGCUAAUGUGUGGAAGACCUUCACAGAUUUAUUUGAUUAUUUUCCUCUUACCGCAUUGGUUGAGUCAGAAAUCUUUUGUCUGCAUGGUGGAUUGUCACCAUCUAUUGAAACUCUUGACAACAUACGGAAUUUUGAUCGCGUCCAAGAAGUUCCUCAUGAAGGCCCCAUGUGUGAUCUUUUAUGGUCUGACCCUGAUGAUCGGUGUGGUUGGGGUAUUUCUCCCAGGGGUGCUGGAUAUACCUUUGGCCAAGACAUAUCAGAGCAGUUCAACCACACAAACAGUUUGAAGCUUAUUGCUAGAGCACACCAGCUAGUUAUGGAGGGAUUUAACUGGGCUCAUGAACAAAAGGUUGUUACUAUCUUUAGUGCACCUAAUUAUUGUUAUCGCUGUGGUAACAUGGCAUCUAUCCUGGAAGUUGAUGACUGCAGGGAUCAUACUUUCAUUCAGUUUGAGCCAGCUCCGAGGCGUGGCGAGCCAGAUGUAACUCGAAGGACACCAGAUUACUUUCUCUGAUGUAGCCAGGAGAAGUUGCUAAAUUCUGUCAGCCAGACACCUGUUAGCUGCUAAUGCAUUGAUGGCUGCUUAGAGGUAUAAGAAUAUAUGGAACUAUUGAUGAUGGGACGCCGCAAAGCACGUAAUGCUUUCUCCAGUUUAGGUAUUAUCCAACUGCCUCGCGGAGACACUGCAAAAGAGGCAGGGGAGCUGGUGGUGCUAUCGCCGCACAUAUUAAUAUUACUGAUGCAAAAGAUGUGAUGUUCUCGUUCCAUUUUUCUGCCUUUCUUUGCCGUAAUUUUGCCUGUUUAUAUCAACAUUUGUAACCUCAUCUUGUAGGAAAUAUUCUGUUAGGGUUGUAGAAGAUAGAUUUUCUGUCCUGUUACUUUUCUUGUGGGUGCUCUUUUAUGUUUUUAUGGAACUACUGCCCUCUCUACUCAUGUUCUUAAGCUUGACCAGAUUCACAUAACGUUUGGUGUAAAAGCAUCUGAAUUGCUGAGAAGAGAAAAUACACAUGGAAGAAUUAUCUUUGUACCCCAACACACUUUUGGUUUAAAUUUUUACUGAGCAAAGUCGCAACGAUGUAACAUGCAUGAUAUAUUUUCAGAUUUUCGUA
Sesamum indicum (sesame) is the source of this 1653-nucleotide messenger RNA. Its product is annotated as serine/threonine-protein phosphatase PP2A-2 catalytic subunit. Lineage: Eukaryota; Viridiplantae; Streptophyta; Magnoliopsida; Lamiales; Pedaliaceae. Gene Ontology annotation, molecular function: protein serine/threonine phosphatase activity. The record is from RefSeq and is a predicted model, not a curated record.